GUCUGCUCUGGCGAGCUAUUCCUAACCCAGGAUGCGCUGAGUCCUGUAGAGUGAGGUAAUGUAGAAUGAAAAUUGGACUCAGUAUACUGGACCCCGCGGCCUCGAUUCUUCAAGUCUCCAGCAAGAGUGUAUCACAAGCCAUCACAACCUCUAAUUCUCUGCAUGCCUGAUCUUGAAACUUUCUGGUGAUUACAGUUUACACUGCCCUGGGCCUUGAGCUUCGCUGUUCAACACAACGGGCACAUCUCCAACUGGAGAUGGUGUCGCUGAGCAACUAGAUUCCUGCGCCCGCCCGAAUCAAGACUACUGCAGCCUCCACCCUCUUCACCCUCUGCAUAACAUUGAGCGAAUCUUUCUCAAUCUUUUCUUUGAUCUGUGUUCCUUAUCCUUUGACUUUUAUGACCAUUGGAAUCUUUCAGAACGUGAGAUUGUAGUGACAUCCGUUCGGGCGUCAGAAGAAUGGAAGGCCUUUUUUUAAACCAAGACAAUCAUCCGUACUCAGAAGACAAGGACGGCGCCAAUAGCCUCUAUACCGACGACGAAGAGCGAUCACUUACUGUGUCGGGAACAUCUCGUCCAUGCCACAACGGAUAUGUUGCUCCACAGCAAGUCCAGCUUGUGCCACAAGACAAUGACGAGGAACAUGGCAACUUAGACCAAGUGAUAUAUGUUCAACAACACGUAUACGACUCCGGUGACCUUGACCUCGACUUAGAAUUUGUCGAAUUUUCUAUCCAUCACACAUAUACCCCUGGAGACCGAACUUAUUCUGGAGGACGAACCUUACAGGAUUUCGAACGUAUGUCAGUGCUGAAACAGACUGCUCAGACUUUUCCGCAAAAUGAUUCGUAUACAACAUUCUUCGACGAGCCUACCAUGUUCGAGACAACACUGCCCUUUGAUGAUACGAACAUUGCAUUUCGACUGGAACCAGAUGACUCAACAAAUUGUGUGGAACCUCUUGAUGCGUAUGAUCCUUUGGCUGGUCUAUCCACCGAUCUACAGCUUCUAUCGAAUUCGGCCGCAUCAGCUGCAAAGCCCCAACGCAGUUUAUUACCGAUGACGGGCAAAACACCUGUUAGCGACCAUCGCCCUCAGGAGCUUACGUGCGACCAGUGCGGUUCAACAAAGUGCAAGUCCUUGGAAAGUCUCAAACGGCACAAGGACCGCGAACAUGGCAGCAAGGUCAAAAUAUAUUCCUGUCCUUACGCGAACUGUCCUAAAAAGUACACGAGCAAAAAAAAUACGGACGUUGACCGACACGUUAAUUCCUUCCACCUUGACAACCGGUCAUUCGUCUGCACGCGUUGUGGGAAAUCGUUCUCGAGAAAAGACAACUACUACAGGCAUGGCCGCAGUAAGAGAUGUUCAAUGUCAGUAUAAUUGAUCAUUGCUUCGAUCGAAUCUCGCUCGAAAUUAGCUGAAUGUGGACAAAACUUGGGAAUUCGUGAGUGUGGAAAUGCCCAUCUCAUGAAGCCAGGACGGAAUUAUCAGUUGGACUUGAUGCAGUGCUGCUGUUCCUUCAAUAUGAUGAUACUCCCCUGCGGUAAGCAUCCCUUAGUUUUCUCGCUUCAAGGUGCUUUCGUCGAUGCGUUACAUUUUUGCGUCAGUGCGCCUUUUUUUGGGAUUUGCACUCUUUACACCAUCGCUCUUGCCAUGGCUGCAUGCAAUUUGAACGAGUUUAUACACUUUGCGAUCAAACUUGUUGAUUGCUUUUGCUCUCGCAAUACAUUACCGUCGCGUCAGACGAGGUUGUAAGCAGUCAAGAUAUUAUAGGCAAUGAAUUGCUAGCUUCAUCUAAUGAAUGAUCAACUUCAC
Messenger RNA from Verruconis gallopava, 1818 nucleotides. RefSeq lists its product as uncharacterized. The transcript has 2 exons. Gene Ontology annotation, biological process: regulation of transcription by RNA polymerase II. The record is from RefSeq and is a predicted model, not a curated record. Gene Ontology annotation, molecular function: chromatin insulator sequence binding. Lineage: Eukaryota; Fungi; Ascomycota; Dothideomycetes; Venturiales; Sympoventuriaceae. Gene Ontology annotation, cellular component: chromosome. The coding region runs from base 460 to 1383 and encodes 307 amino acids.